GCUGAUCUGCUCGUACGUCCUGAUGCCUUUAGCCUUCUUGUUAGGGGCCAGCUGGGAAGAGUCUUUUCUGGUUGCUGAGAUGCUGGGAGUCAAGUUCUUCUUAAAUGAAUUUGUGGCCUACCAGCAACUGUCGACCUACCAAAAUAAUCGUCUGAUGGGUCUGCCUGAAUGGGAUGGUUCUCAAAAGCAGUGGAUUUCGCCGAGAGCUGAAACCAUUGUAACCUUUGCUCUGUGUGGAUUUGCCAACCAAAGCUCUAUUGGGAUCAUGCUGGGUGGCUUGACUUCAAUGGCACCGCAACGCAAGGGUGACUUUUCUAGCAUCGUUCUACGAGCUUUGCUCACCGGGUCCUGCGUCUCCUUAAUCAACGCAUGCCUUGCAGGAAUCCUUUACGUGCCCAGAGAAGUGCCAGACUGUUUAGACUUCUUUAGCAGUACCACCAUCAACUCUACCAGCUACUUUCUGCAUGAAUGCUGUAAAAAUUUGUUCAGUUCUUUCUCCUUGGGUGGCACUUGGGAGAAUCUACAUGCCAAUGCAACACAGCCCUAUCUCCAGAAAUGCUGCAAUUAUUAUAACUCCUCCAUAUGUCUCAGGCCUUAACUGAUGAAGAAUGAGGUGGUGGAGCAGAAGAGAACCAUUCGAUGAAUACGUAGAAGAUGAAUAAAGGAGGGAGGUGGCAGUUCUCAGGAUUGUGUGAGACAGGUUAAAAAAAAGGGUCAAGGAGCAACAUUUCACCUUCAACUGUAAAAGGAAAGAGUUUUAUCAACGCCGAUGAAGAAUGCAAAGAGCUCAAAAGCUGCACUGUAAUGUAUGGAAAAACAUCCUCCAUUGUUUUGGUUCGAAGUGCUCCAUUGUGCAAAUACAACACUCCUUCCAGUGGUUUGAUUUUGUGACAAUGCAAGAAAGGGUUCAAGCAGGGAUGGCCCGGGCCAACUCUUUGUGUGUGUGUGUGUGUGUUUUUGGCAAUUGAACCCAAAUGCAGUUGAACCCCAGGAGUUCACCCAGCCUUCCUUUGAUCUCUUUGCAUUCACUCUGUUGGCUCUUCAGUCGCAGAGGUGACUAUAUGCCUGCGUCUACCCACAGAUAAGCCCGCUGAAUUUCAAUGAGAUUUACACUCAGCCGGAAACCCCGACUCACCUCCGAGUUUCUUCCUAAGUAAUGAAAAAAAAAAACCCUCAAACUUGCAGAUGACAGAAUUACUUGUUUUGAAAAUAAAACCGAUGUCCUCAUUCAUGUUUUCCAAGAAACCAUGUUCUCAAGUCUACGCUUACCAAAGUCUUGGCAAUCAGCCACAUUUCGACAGAGAAAUGCGCGUACAGUACAUAAAAUUCAGAGAAGAUCUCAGCUGCUUCCACAGACAAGUGACAUCCUGUUUCGCUUUAUUCAGUAACUACUGAACCCCAGGUUGUUUAUUAUUAUUUUUAUUUUUAUUUUGAGUCAACAUUACACAACCCAAUCAGUCCCAAUUUCUCCCUGUAUUCUUGUAAACC
Molecule: messenger RNA, 1488 nt
Organism: Notechis scutatus (mainland tiger snake)
Lineage: Eukaryota; Metazoa; Chordata; Lepidosauria; Squamata; Elapidae
Source: RefSeq, a predicted model, not a curated record